AUGGCCACUGGCAUAGAUCUCAUAUUCUCUGCAAUAUGUAACGCAAGCUCUUGUGAAAGUAUUUACGACAACCCAUUUAUUAUAGACCCAGGACUUACGAACCAGCAAAGUGAGAUAUUAAAUUUGGGCAAUAGUUUAACCGGAAAACAUUUAAGAAUUGCAACUUAUAACAAUUAUCCGCUUAGUUGGGUGAAAAAAGAAAGUAAUGGAACUAUCACAGGACACGGUAUUGCGUUUAUCAUUGUGGAAAUUUUGCGGCAGAAAUUCAACUUUACAUUUGAUGUCGUCGUGCCAGAGAAUAACUUUGAAAUCGGUUUCGGGAAGCCUGAGAGUUCUCUAAUCAGUCUUGCAAACAGUAGUAAAGUAGACAUGGUCGCGGCAUUUUUGCCGAAACUGGUAAAGUUUAACAAGAUGGUGACGUUCUCCAACGAUUUGGACGAAGGCGCGUGGAUGAUGAUGCUGAAGCGCCCGAAAGAGUCCGCCGCCGGGUCGGGAGUAAUGGCGCCAUUUGAUGUAUACGUGUGGUGCCUCAUUGUAGUAUCAGUAAUUCUCUACGGGCCAUGUAUAACGUUGCUGACACGUUUGCGCUCUAAGUUAGUGCGUGAUAAGGAGGGACCCAUCGAACUGUCCCCGAGCGUCUGGUUUGUGUACGGUUCCUUCAUCAAGCAAGGAACUGAUUUAGCUCCAGAAGCUAACACAACUCGAGUGCUGUUUGCAACUUGGUGGAUUUUCAUAACUCUGCUCUCUGCGUUCUACACAGCAAAUCUGACUGCUUUCCUCACUCUGUCAAAGUUCACGUUGGAUAUAGAUAGUCCAAAAGAUCUAUUAAAGAAGAACUAUAGAUGGGUUGCAGCGGAAGGAGGAGCCGUGCAAUACACGAUCAGAAACCCUGACGAAGAUCUAUUUUACCUUAACAAAAUGGUCGCAAACGGACGAGCUCAGUUCCAUGCAGUAAAGGACAAUGAAGAUUUCCUUCCCAUCGUGCAACGUGGAGCAGUCUUGGUAAAGGAGCAGACCGCGAUUGACCAUUUGAUGUACGAUGAUUACUUAAGGAAAACAAGGGAAGGCAUCGCCGAAGCAGACAGAUGUAUCUACGUUGCCGCACCUCAAUUCUUUAUGAAGAAGCAAAGGGCAUUCGCAUAUCCCAAGAAUACAACAUUAAACGCUAUAUUUGAUAUCGUCAUAACGAAGCUACUAGAAGGGGGUAUUGUGGACUUCCUGAAACGCCGAGAUCUGCCUUCCACCAAGAUAUGUCCACUGGAUCUUCAAUCUAAAGAUCGCCGGCUUCGCAACAGCGACUUAAUGAUGACAUACGUGAUCAUGGCCAUUGGUUUUGCUGCCGCAAUUGCUUCAUUUAUUGGAGAGAUCUUUAUUAAGCGUUCCACCCGCAUUAAUAUUAACGAGCAAGCUUACACUGAUAAUAAGAAAAGGAAGACAUCAAGGUUUAUUGAAAAUAAUAACGAUAACAGUCGACCGCCUCCUUACGACUCUCUUUUUGGUGGGAAAUCGAGAUACAAAAUAUCUGAUCAAUCGCAAAUAAAAAUAAUUAACGGAAGAGAAUAUCGCGUUGUUAAUACUGUAAAUGGCGAAACCAGGCUUAUACCCGUUCGUACACCAUCUGCUUUUCUUUAUGAAUAA
Molecule: messenger RNA, 1638 nt
Organism: Parnassius mnemosyne (clouded apollo)
Lineage: Eukaryota; Metazoa; Arthropoda; Insecta; Lepidoptera; Papilionidae
Source: the annotation of a GenBank genome assembly